AUGGCAUCGCCUUCUGCCUGCAAGGAUCGCAAGUUGGGCUUUUUGAUAGAAGAAAGAGAUAAAGAGAGAAAGGGAGAGAGAGAAGCAGAAGAAAAGGAGGAGAAAGAUGGCAGAGUACGGAGCUCACUAGUGACAAAAAAAUAA
Molecule: messenger RNA, 144 nt
Organism: Trichophyton benhamiae CBS 112371
Lineage: Eukaryota; Fungi; Ascomycota; Eurotiomycetes; Onygenales; Arthrodermataceae
Exons: 1
Coding region: 1-144 (47 amino acids)
Source: RefSeq, a predicted model, not a curated record